AUGGUAUGGAACCUGGUUCUACUGAAAACCAUAGCUGUUGUAUGUACAUUGCAUAUAGAUAAUACCAAUAAAGGCCUGAGCAAAAUAUGUAAAGAACUUUUAUUUGAGCUUCCAUGGGAUAUAGUACAACAGGAAUUUGAUAAGCAAACUGUGAAGGUCUUCUUGAGCCGUAAACUGAAUACCAAUUUGACUGUCAACUGUGAUGCAAAAAUUAAUACAUUUAAAGAAUACCUCAUGAAAGGAUCAUUUUCAACUCUGUCGGGUCAUCAUUUUAAACAGAUAAUGGAUACUAUUUUGGACACCAACAAUGAGUCUAAAGACUUCUUACAAGAUAUAUACAUAUGUUACUGGCCGCUUCAGAGUGACGAUAAUGAUGAAACAAGUUUACUAUUUUUCAGACAAUUUGUGAGUAAUUUUUCAUCCAUCUGUGUAAGUUGGGCUUUGUCAGAAGUGGCUCAGACGUGCAUAUCUUUAAAGUUAAGAACUGUAUUGGGAAAACCACAGGAGACAUUUACUAAAAUAGAGGGUGCGCUAAAGGGAAUUGCAAGAGAAAUAUCCUCCAACGAAACAAAAUAUGUCGCAGUUGAUUGUUCGAAACUUAUUGAAAUAGUUCUAUCAGAGCAGACGAGAGCAAGGUGGUUAAUAGAAUUUAUGAUGUUUCUUGAGAAAUAUACUUACAAUGCUGCAGAAGGAACAGCUACAGUUCUACCUGCCGUCGCGAAGCCGGUGAAAACAUUUUUUCACACGAACUGGGCAACAUGUCGAGAAUGGCAAAACAGAGUACGACCGGCAGCACUCGCCGUUAGUGUGUAUGGGGGCCAUUAUGGAGCUUCUAUUUAUCAUGCUUCGCUUAUACUACAAAAUGCCGCAAAAUCGGGCUCUAACAUCGAUAUAGAGGCCAUCGUAAUGAACGUCGCACGCACUCUAAUCAAGAUCCAAGAACCAGAAGUGAUACGAGGGCUUUAUGUUUGGGUUAAGCAAACUUUUAAACAAAAACUAUUGUGGCUUAAAGGUGCAGCAGAACAGGCUAACUCUAGAUACGAAUCAGCUGCAAACUUUUACACCUUACUCUGUGCCUCUAAAGCAGAAGAAACUAAGGAUGAUACUGAAAAUGCUCAAUCGGAUACAAAAUUAUAUAAGUUUGUUGAUGAGCAAAUAUACGAAAGUUACAAAAAUAUACAAAGUUGGGAGGAUAUGGAAGAGUGGAAAGAGAUGACAAACUCCAGGAGCAGUUCGCAGUGGGACUCUUUCAUAGAAUUAAAAUCGUUUGAAGAUACUCGUGAUAUGCCUGAGCUCUCAAACUGGAAUGUUUUGAAUGAGGAAUCCAAUGAACUGUCAAAAAAUUCAUGUUCACUUCAAGGUUUGCUUGAUAAGGUAGAAACGACCUUAGUACACACGGCAAUAAACUUGUCUUAUAAUAACGAUGGUGACAAAUACAACUCUUUACUUAAGAAUUGUGAAGAACUGUUAAAUACCAGUGCUGAAGAAUUUAUGCGAACCAACGCCACACAUUUCCUUAAAGAUGUAGCAGUAAUGCAAUUAGCAAACCAUGGUUUGAUGAAUAUUCUUAAGGAUGGGAAAUCAAUUACCAACCCUUUUAAACCGUCAGCUCUCAAAGAAAAUGUUUAUGGCACAGAAAUGAAAAAUCUAGCUCGCGUGCUGUGGUGGCAUCAAUAUUUCACAAAACUAAAUAUGUCUGAAGAAAAUAUUUACUAUAAUGAAUGUCUUAGGCUUGACGUCAUAAGAAGUGCGAGGAAACAUACAAAUUUCGAAAUGGCAAAGAGGGAAUUAUUAAAACAUUUUAAAAACAAUUCAGCAUUCCAAGCUUGUUUGAAUAUUGAAAAACUGGAAGACUUGAGAGACGUUCUUACCAUGUCUAACAAUACUUAUGACUUAGAUAUAUGGACCUUAAAUAAUGCAAGUGCGCUGACAGAACUUUGUAAGGUGACAUACGUUAAUGAAGAAUCAAAGGCAGAAGCUAUCAAUUUAUGUGCGAGCAUUUCUCUUGGAUUUUCACAAAGAUUAGCUAUGGGAGAACAAAGUUAUGAACUGAGGGAAAAGGGGACUAGGAUGUUGUUGACUUUAUCUAAAUGGGUACAAAAUGAAAAUGAACAUAUAUUAGAAAAUGACACUCCUUUGACGAAACUGGUGCAAGCACUACCAGAGAUUGGACUUGUUGAUAAUAACAUAUCCGAAAAUGUUAUUCCCCUUACUGAUUCUGCAGUUGGAAAAUUGUUACAAUUUGGUGUCAAUCAAUGUCCAGGCUUGGCCAAAGCAUGGGCAAGCUUUGCCGCUUGGUGUUUUAGAUGGGGUCGCAAGAUGGUAGAAUUUAGUUCUAAAACUCGAGAACAACUUACUGAUAACGAUAAACUACAAAUACAAAGUGUUAUGAUGGGAUGCUCUCAGCAAGAUUUUGAAGCAGUAUGUGAGAUUUUGUCAAAAACUAAAGCCACUUGUGAUGAAGAAGAUAUCGAUUGGAAUGAGAUAAACACAUCUGAAAUGAUAGAAAACCAAUUGCGUACUGUCCCCUCCUUGAACAACGCGUUUCCAGAACACCUCGCGUUGCUAGUGGAUAUUUGGCGUCAAGCUCAAAAGCGAGUGUUUUCCUAUUUCGAAUUGUCAGCAGACGCGUACUUCAAGUUUUUGCAAUUAAUAUGUGCCUCCGACUAUAUUAACCAUAGUGGAGAAAACGCUGUUGUCAACGCAACACUUAGACUUCUUAGACUGAUUGUCAAACACGCUAUGGAGCUACAAACAGUGCUAGAAUCUGGCUUAGCAAACACACCUACUCAGCCAUGGAAAGUCAUCAUUCCACAACUAUUUUCUAGACUCAAUCAUCCGGAAACGUAUGUCAGAAAGUGUGUGUCAGAUUUAUUGUGCCGGUUAGCGGAAGACACCCCACAUCUUAUCACAUUCCCGGCAGUAGUUGGGGCAGUUGAAAAUGAACAGAAUAGUCUAACGGAGCUACAUGUGCCGAAGUCAUUCCUAUCCAACGAAGACGCUGACAGUGAUGAUGACAACUUAGACUUGGAGGAUUCUUCUAGUGAUAAAGUAAAUAAUGAAUUAAAUUCCUGUUUCUUGGACAUGGUAGAAACAUUAGCAAAGCAAGCUCCACAAACUAUCUUGGAAGUUAAGUUACUGGUAAAGGAAUUGCAACGAAUCAAUCUUCUGUGGGAUGAACUUUGUCUUGGCACUCUGGUACAACAUCAUUCAGAAUUUACCAAACGCCUGAGUCAACUAGAAACUGAAAUCGCUAAAGUAAAGAACAAUGCAAAUUUAUCUGCAGAAGAAAAAGAGAAAUUAAUAAAGGAAAAACACCGAAUUAUAUUCGAACCCAUCGUGUUUGUUUUAGAACAGCUCAAUCACAUAACAUCUGCUAAACCAGAAACUCCACAUGAAGUCGCUUUCCAAAAUAAGUUUCAGGCUAUGAUAGUCGACGUUAUUGAUAAAUUGAAGAAUCCUGAAAAUCCUGAAAAGCCACAAGAAUCCUGGGCGUCCUUAAAACAACUUCAAAUUAAAUUACAACAAAAAGUAAACAAAAGAACUUCUUACAUUCUAAAAAUGUCGGACAUAAGUCCGGUUUUAGCUGAAAUGAAGAAUACAGUCAUCACGAUGCCCGGCCUUCAUACGAAUCAACGUACGGUGAGGAUUACAAUCAAAUCAAUUGAGAACAAUGUCUCUAUUUUACCAACUAAGACAAGACCGAAAAAAUUGGUGUUUUAUGGUUCGAACGGAAAACCGUACACUUAUUUGUUUAAGGGAUUAGAAGAUUUGCAUCUGGAUGAAAGGAUAAUGCAAUUAUUAUCGAUCACGAACACUAUGCUAGCUCGGGACUCCGAAAAUAACGACAAUCAGACUUACAGAGCAAGACACUACUCCGUCAUACCUCUCGGACCUCGAUCGGGAUUAAUAAGUUGGGUGGACAACGUGACACCGCUUUUUGCGUUAUAUAAACGUUGGCAAAACCGCGAGGCAGUCAUUCAGUCUACGAAAACAAGCAAAACUGUCAACGUGUUACGUCCCUCUGAACUAUUCUACAACAAGCUCUAUCCCCUGUUAUUUGAAGCGGGAAUAUCUACUGAGAAUAGAAAGGAGUGGCCCGUUCCUAUACUGAAGCAAGUGUUACAAGAACUGUCGGCCGAGACACCUCAGGAUCUGCUGUGGAGGGAACUGUGGUGUAGUAGUCUGAACCCGGAGCAGUGGUGGCAAAUGACGCGCCGGUACAGUUACUCGGUGGCCGUCAUGAGCAUGAUAGGGUACAUCAUCGGGCUAGGCGAUAGGCAUCUGGAUAACGUGCUCGUGGACUUGACUUCGGGUGAGGUGGUGCAUAUAGACUAUAAUGUGUGCUUCGAGAAAGGGAAGACGCUGCGUGUGCCGGAGAAGGUGCCCUUCAGGAUGACGCCCAACAUAGUGACGGCGCUCGGAGUGACCGGAGUCGAGGUGAGUCCUUGA
Molecule: messenger RNA, 4452 nt
Organism: Danaus chrysippus (African queen)
Lineage: Eukaryota; Metazoa; Arthropoda; Insecta; Lepidoptera; Nymphalidae
Source: the annotation of a GenBank genome assembly